Nicrophorus vespilloides is the source of this 7476-nucleotide messenger RNA. RefSeq names its product kinesin-related protein 4-like. Gene Ontology annotation, cellular component: microtubule. Gene Ontology annotation, biological process: microtubule-based movement; mitotic cell cycle. NCBI's taxonomy places the organism in Eukaryota, Metazoa, Arthropoda, Insecta, Coleoptera, Silphidae. The coding region runs from base 443 to 7441 and encodes 2332 amino acids. The record is from RefSeq and is a predicted model, not a curated record. The transcript has 9 exons. Gene Ontology annotation, molecular function: ATP binding; plus-end-directed microtubule motor activity; microtubule binding.
GCGGCCUACACGUCUACGAAGCUUUGCUGUAUUUAAUUUGGUUUUUGCGAAUAAUUGUGCAUAUCCAUUCUUAUUCGGCUGAUAGUAAUAGUUUCUAAACUAAUUUUUUUAACUUUUGCGCAUUUUUCUACCGCCAAUCCCAUCGCCAUGAUUGGUUCGCACUUGUAGGAAUCUGCUAUUACCGACCAAGUACACCUCUUAAACUCGCCUCGGUUUCAGAUCAAAUUGUUUAGUUAAGUUUAGCGACGUCUUAAUCUUAGCGGUAGAUUUAAUUAUUUCGCACUGGUAGCGAGUUGGAGAGCAUUUCAAUUUGUUAGUUACAAAGUUCACAUUAGUUUUGAAAAUUCGAGAUGAUUCGCCAUGUUGGAUUGUAAUGGCCGCGACUAGAGUGUAGUGACAAGUUUCUCUUAACAUUUAGUGAUAUUAAUGAAAUACUGGAAACAUGGAGGAUAGCGAUGACACAAUUAAUGUGGUUGUGAGGGUGAGGCCUACAAUCAGCAGAGAGCAAAAGGAAGGAUGCAAGGAGUUCUGGAAGGUUGAGGACAAUACAAUCUGUCUGAUCAACGAUGGCAGUUCAACUAUGCACGAUAAUUUUUACAUAUUUGACUACAUAUUUGAUAAGCAGAAGAAGAAUGCAGACGUCUAUAAUAAAGUUAGACCUAUUGUUCAGUCUGCUAUUGAUGGUAUUAAUGGUACAGUAUUUGCGUAUGGGCAGACAUCAUCUGGAAAGACACACUCCAUAAUGGGAGAUCAAAAGGAGAAAGGAAUCAUACCGCUGGCUAUAGAUGAUAUAUUUCAUGUUAUUCAAAAUGAUAACAAGAGGAAGUAUUUGCUAAGGAGUUCCUAUAUUGAAAUCUAUAACGAUAAAAUUAAUGACUUGUUGAAUAAAUCACAAACUGAUUUGAAAAUCCGUGAGGAUAUAAGUGGUAAUUUGAGUAUAGCCAAUUGUGUGGAGGAGAUCACUCGCUCUAGUGAUGAACUCAUGGAUGUUGUGAUGAAAGGCAACAGAAAUAGACAGAUCUUUGGUACAGCUAUGAAUGAGAGGAGUUCCAGAAGCCACGUAAUAUUUAAAAUAGUGAUUGAGUCAUCCCCAAGUGAUGAUGUUUGUGGAGAUGAGGAGAUUCCAGUGCAAGUGUCACAAUUGUAUUUUGUGGAUUUGGCUGGUUCUGAACGGGUAGCCCAGACAAAGGCUACAGGUGCAAGACUCAAGGAAGGUGGUCAAAUAAAUAAAUCGCUUUCAAUUUUGUCCAGAGUUAUUCGACAGCUUGCAGAGAAUGUAAGCCAUGUAAAUUUUAGGGACUCGAAACUUACAAGACUGCUCUCUAAUGCAUUAGGAGGGAAUUGCAAGACCCUUAUUAUUGCUGCAGUUACACCAGUUUCAAUAGAAAAUACGCAAUCUACUCUAAUGUUUGCACAAGCUGCAAAGACAAUUAAAACAAAACCACGAGUAAACCAGGUGCUUACCAAUGAAGCUUUAAUAAAGCAACAGAAAAAUAAAGAGAAGAAAUUGAUCAAUCAACUCGAACUUGAGCGUACAAAAAACAUAACUUUACAAGUAAACCAGUCUAUGAAAGAUAAGAUGAUUAAAAGUCUUGAAGAUCAAAUAAAAAAUAUUCAGCUUAGUUAUGUAAGAAGGGAACCAAUAAGGACCAGUAGUCGAAGACAUACAAUGGGUUUUGAAAGGCCAAGUUCGUCCAUGUAUAGUAAAAUUCCUCUACUUAGAAUAUCUGAAGAAACAAAACCUUCUCCAUCCUUCCUAACUGCGGAACCUGCUCCAUCCGAUCAUUCUGAGGAGGCGCUAGAUACGAUUACCAUUCCUGAUGAAAUGGAUGUGUCCGAAGUAGAAUCUACUUGCAGUACCCCCAAACGAGUUCUUCGACAGCGACUUGUGGAUUUGGAUGAAUCGCACACCGAACUUAAAAAGUUCAAUCAGUACGAACAUGAUUUCAACACGAUGCAGGAAUUGGAAAAUUUGAAUAAGGAGCUGGAAACGGAGAGGACUAAAAGGAAAGACAUUGAAGAGAGUUUCAUGUCAAUGCGCGAUUUAGUUGACAAGCUAGAAAUUAAAAAUAGUGAAAUGGAGAUAUCAAUGGAGUCUCUCAAGUCGCGCUUCAAAAUUCGCGAAUCUGAACUAUUAAGUGUGAUGUCAAAAAAGAAAUCCGAUAUUGCACAACCCAUGGAUAUUUCUACAAUUGAUACGGAUAAAAUUGAUAAUAAAAUGCAGUGUGAGGAAGCGAAAACAAGUAAGGAGUUCCAGAUUCGUGAAGAUAAAUUAUGCUUGGAGGCGAAGUUGGUUAUGGCGAUAGAGCAGAACAAGUUACUUUUAGAGGAGAACAGUGAAAUUAAGUUCCGAGAAACUUUACUGAAAAAUAAGAUAUUAGGAUCAUCCCAGAAUGAAAAUAUGUCGACUGAUGAUUUGACUAACAUAAGGAAAUGCGAUUUACGCAAAUCAAUAAGUGACUCAAAGAUCUGCAUUUAUGAUGAACCCAUCAUGGUCCGAUCAAGUUCUUCGCCGAACAUAAAUGAUCAAUCAGUUGGUUUGACGAACUCUAACGAAGAAAUUUUUGAAGAUCUAAGGAAAGGUUUCUCAUCGCUCCAAUCACUGCUUACAGCAAAUUCAUCUCAUCUUACCAAAAGUACACGUGAGGAAGUUAACAUAGAGCAGAACGAUUAUGUAAAUAAUCUACAAAUAAGAAAUAAUGAUCUUGAAAUGCAAAUAAUAAAACUCCAGCAGGAAAAUGAAAAACUUCUCAAUGAACAUUCUGCACAACUGACUACUAUGAAUGAUAAUCAUUCGGCUCAGGUGAUGACCUAUGAAAAUACAGUAAAGGAACUUAGUGGAUAUAAUAAAACUAUGGCUGAUGAAUACAAUAGUCAGCUGACUCAAGCUAAUACUCAAGCAUCCAUUGAGUUAAGUGACGGUGAACAUAAGUUAGCAAAAGCUAAUAUUACAAUAAGCCAACUGCAAAAAGAGUUGCUUACAGUACAAGAUCAAUUGAACUUAAAUGAGAAAAGUAAGACGUCUGAAAUAGGUAAGAUUCAAAGCACUUACUCAGAACAACUGUCUGCAAUACAACAGGAUAUUGCCAAUAAAAAACAAGAAGAAAAUGAGUGCACAGAUGAAAUUGAUUUGAUAAAGGAAGCUUUAAAGAAAUAUGAAACAGAAAUAGAUAAUUUGAAGCUGAAUAUAACAAAGCAAAACAAUUAUUCUUUAGAGCGAUAUAAUAAUUACGAACGAGUUAUAAAUGAAAUGCAGAUAACGAGCAAAACUGUAUUAGAAGAGAAGGAGUGCGAAACUAAAAUGGUAUCUGAGAAGAGCAUGGAACGUAUUAAGGAGUUAGAAGCUAAUAUAAGUUCUCUUCAAGUAGAAUUGGAGACAAAUAAUAAAGAGAGUAUCGAAAUAUCAAUGGAAGUAAAACGUUUGCAACUAUUAGUAGAAUCCGGUCAGAGCAGCUUGGAUGCAGCAAACAGAUCCUAUGAAGCUUUGCAAUUGCAGCUGCAGCAAGAAAAAAGUUCUCUGAAUACUCAAGUGGAGACUGCAAAUAAGGAACGCAAUGAAGCAAUCAAACAAUCUAAAAGCAUGCAAGAGAUGUAUCAAACGACCAUGGACAACUUGAAUGCGGCGAGCGAAUACAGCAAAAGCAUUCAACAUGAGUCCAACAAAGAUAUGAAUCUGAUGAGAUCAGAAUUAGAUCAAGCUAUUGAAGAGAAGAAGCAGCUUGCUUUGGAACUAACAAAUGUUCGCCAGCAGCACGAACAAAUAAAUGCUGCCACAAACGAGCAGUUGCAAAGCCUAAAAAGUACAUUGAAUGCCAACAACGAGGAGAUGAAAGAAUUGAGAGUCUUAUUGGCUGAAAAGGAUGCACAUUUAAAGAAUAUUAAUGAUGAUUUGGCCCAGCAGUACAAACAGAAGGUGGGGAAAUUAGAAGAUGAUAUUAAGAGACAAGAUGAUACCGUAAGGGUGAGAGAUACACAAAUAAUAGAGCUUACCGCAUCACUGAAGAAUGCUUCUGAUGAAGUGUUGCUGCUGAAAGAGAAAUUAUCUCAAAGUAUUAAAUGUAAUGAAGACCUGUUAAAUGAAGGUUCCAUGCAAAUACAGCAUCUUGAAGAGGAAUUGAAUUUGAAACAUAACGAAUUGAAAAGAACUGAACGGCUGUUUGAGGAAUUGAAGCUAAACCACAUUGUUGAAGUGAAAGAUCUUGAAGAUAAGAUCAAACAACACGAGCCUGCGGUUAAAAGGGAAAACGAUGAUAAUGAUACCAAUAAUGAAGAUUCUACGAUUCCAAGUGAUAUGGAAUCUGAUACAAAGCCUCUUAAACAUAUGUUAUGUGAAUGCGCUAUAGAGAUAAAGAGAUUGGAGGAGCAACUAAAUGCGGUGCGAAAUAAUCUUGUCGCUGCAGAGAAGGCCAAUGAAGAGCUGGAAAAGAAUUAUAAAUCGCUCUACGAUACCCACGAGGCUGAAAUGACUAUCAAAAAUCAAGAGCUUGCUACAGUUAAUGAUACGAUCGUCCAAUACCAGAGGCGUCUGGCUGAUUCGAGAACCGAGUUGAAGGAUGCAAGAAUAAACAUCGAAGAUUUGAAAGAAAAAUAUAAUUUGGAGAUUAGUCAAUUGAAAGCGAAUCACAAGAAGAAAGAGAGCGAAUUAAAGUUAGAUAAAGAUACAAGAAUUAUUCGCAAUCAUAAGGAACAGAUCCAAGCUUAUGAAAAUAAAUUACGAUCUGUUAAUGCUAUCAAUGAUCGUUUAUUGGAAGAAAGUUCUGAUCAGGUGAAGCAACUCGAAAUGGAAGUGCAGAGUGUACAGGAGAAAAUUACCGCCGCAUAUAACAAUCACGCAGAUGAAAUUGAAAGAGUUCGUGCUAUGCAUAGCGAGGAAAUGCGCGCACUAAUGCAGGCUAAUGACCAUAAGGACUCUGUAAAAAUAAAUGAACUUAAAGAUUCGUAUGAAAAGACUAUGCAGCUUCAAAAUAUAGAAAUCGCAGCAUUGCAGAAGAAGCUUAAGGAAGAACUUAGGAAUAACGAAGCCAAUCUAAAGGUGCACACAAUUUCUAAAAGUAAUCUAGCAAAUGCGUUGAAUGUCGCAGAAGAAAAAAUAAAAAAAACUACAAAAGAAAUUGAAAAUUUAAAGGAGACUCAUACUAAGGAAGUUAAAAAUAUAAAUGACAAUCAUAAUCGCGUCAUAGAGAAUUAUCGCCAGAACAACGACUUAUUAAAAUCAUAUGCGAAGAAGAACAAUGAUCUUGAAAGCGAAAUAACUAAUCUGAAAAUACAAAUUCUAACGGCUCGUAAAAAUUGUGACACCAUGACAGAGUCGUAUUUGACGAACGUAACGAAAAUUAACCAAGACCACAGGAAGGAGAUUAAAUCUUUGGCAAAUUUGAGUACUCGUAAAGAAGAAGAAUGUAAAGAAAUUGCAGUAAUUUUGGAAAAAGAGAAAUGUGAGACUACGAAAUUAAAAGAAGAGCUGAAUAAAGCCUUAUUGACGAUUACUAAAUUGACUAAUACAACUGAUGAGCAGAAGAAAAAUAAAGAGGAUAUCGACUGUAAAUUACACAUCUUGAAUACAACAAUUAUUAAUAUAAGAGCUAUAAACGAAAAGCAUAAUAGAACCAUAAAAGAAUUAGAAAAGGACGUUGCUGUCAAGAAUCAAGAGAUUAGGGAAAUUAAGAAAAGAAACUCUAAUUUAGAAGAAAAAGUCAAGGAGAUGGAGCUUGAGAAAGCUAAUGAAGAGGAAGAAGAAUCACAAGAGACUGAAGAAGUUGAUAAUGUGCCCGAAGUCGCAGUACAAGAUGGCGCUAUUGCCAGCCUUGAUACAUUGGAAGCAAAUGGAUGCUCUUCGUGUGAACAAACAAUAAAUGAACUUAAAUCGACUGUGUAUAAGACGACACUGCACAACAGUAAAUUAAUAGACAAUUGCUACCGAUUGAGGAGUAAAAAUCAGUCGUUACAGUGCAAAAUUAACGAUUUCCGUAAAGCUCUACAAAAGACGAAAAAUCACAUGGAUACUCUCAAAAAAACUUUAGAGUCCGAAAAAGAUAACACUCGUAAAAUGACUGAAAAUUUGACUGUUAGCAAUUCAGAUGUGCAAGUACUGAAAGCUAAGCUCGCGGUGGAAUACGCGAACGUUGAAAAAUUGAAUAAGAAGAUCGUGGAGCUUCAAACUGCACAAAAGAUCUACAGAACACAUUUAAAAGAGCAAACGGUGGAAUCUAGGUUUGAAGAAGCGAAUACUUCAAAGUCGUUCCAAGAAGGAGUAAAGGAACGCAGGCAGUCCCUUCACGACCAGCGUAGGGACAUUGAUGCUUGUGAGAAAUGUCAGAAACGCCGCGCUGAGAUCGCGGAGUAUCAAAAGAGUAAUGACAAUUUGAUGAAGUUAAAUCAAAUGCUGAAUGAUCAACAUAAAAUUCUCCAAUCUAAACUUAGAAGUGAUGAAGACUCUGACGCACUUGAAUUGCAGGAUCAAUUCAAUUGCACUGAAAUUCUUUUAAGAAAUUUAAACCGGUGCAUGACCAAAGGGUAUGAUGCAUGCGAACAUUGUACAUCUCUGUUGAACUUUACCAAUAAGAAGGUGCUGGCAUUGAGCAAGAUCUCAGAGACAAAUUCGUUUUGGUAUACAAAAGUAGAGACAGAUUCACAAACUAUAAAUGAAGUGUUGAAACUCGUUGAUCGAUUUCUGCCAAUUUUAGGUAAUUUGGAAAGUGAAAGUCUUAAGACUCUGAACAAUGUAAAAUGUAAGCUUGAGGCAGCGAAAAAGAUGUUAGCAAAUAAACGAUGCUAUAUAGAAACAUUCCUCGAAGAAUUGAAGAAAGAUGUAAAUGUCCUGCAACCAAUUUUGUCUUCUCCUCCUGAUAAACGCUGCUUGUUUUUCGAAUCUAACAAAAAUGUUAUUGAUUUUUUCAUGUUGGUCAUUGAGAGGUUGACAACUUCCUUAAAAUAUUUAGAUGAAAUAUGCUUGGAAGAAAAGGAAAAGACACGUGACAGGAUCAUGGAAUUAGAUCAAAAUGUUUCGUAUGUUCAUGACAAAAUCGUGCGCAACAUGCCUUGCAGCGUCAACAUACUAAACUAUAACCAGCUGGCGCUUAAAUAUGCAUCGUUAAAGGCACUCAUUCGUAUGCGCUUGGACAACAACGAACAACUUCAAGACAUUGCAGAUUAUCUGCCGAUGGAUGAUGUUCGGCAACAAACAGCAGCUCAAUCCACUUCGCUAUCUUCUUUCAUUCCAAGUGAUACAUCAUUUCAUACUGUUAUACCUCCAGCAUCAACAUCAACUAGUCCACCCAAUUUACUUCUUCGAGCUCGUCGUAAAAUAAGAAACGUGCCAUCAACUUUCGUUCCAACUACUACAUCCGUUCAUACUUUCAUACCUCCAGCAUCAACUUCUACUAGUCCACCCAAUUUACUUCUUCGAGCUCGUAAAUUAAGAGACAUGCAGAAAAAAGAUUAAUUUUAGUUGGCUGUGUUAUUUUUUGUGAUUAUAUA